This is a messenger RNA of Sporothrix schenckii 1099-18, 936 nucleotides long. RefSeq lists its product as uncharacterized. Lineage: Eukaryota; Fungi; Ascomycota; Sordariomycetes; Ophiostomatales; Ophiostomataceae. The transcript has a single exon. The record is from RefSeq and is a predicted model, not a curated record. Bases 1 to 936 code for a protein of 311 amino acids.
AUGGGCCGCAGCGAGACGUCAGGCUUCCGCGGCUAUCUUGUCCGCGUCCAAACAAAACAGGGCCGUGUUUAUCGCCACCGCAACCUCCGCUUGGUGCUCGACAAGAGCAAGAGCCACGGUCUUUCACUGCAGACACACCGGCUGUCCGACCACCACGAGGGGAUCACGUCCCACGAAGCGGGCGACCUCGGCAACAGUUCGUCGACGGACGGCCUGCCAGCGGUCGCCUGGCGGUCGUACGCCAGCAAGGACGGGGGCAAGAAGGCGGCCAGCGGGCGCCACAUCGGUGGCCACUACACGAUGCUCGAGGAGACCUCGCUCGACGAGUUUGUGCAGCUGGCCCACGCCAAUCCAACAAAACUGCCGCCGGGCGAGUCGUCGGGCGUGCACGUCGUCGCUCGGGACGCGGCCAGCCUCGACGACGACGAGCAGGUGGCCAAGCUCUACAGCCUCGGCAUUCUGUACGACAGCCCAAACCCAAAUGCGGCCGACCAUGCUGCGCCCGCCUCCGGCCUCAUCGACGGCCCACCCCCCACGACCGGCGAUGCUGCCUCUGCCUACCAGGCCGACAGCCUGGACACCAUCCGCCACGCGGAGCCGCUCUACACGGUGCGCCAUGUAGCAGCGAAGCGCAAGGGUAGACGUGUCGUGGGCCACAGCGCUGCGACGUCACCGCUGAAGACGUCGGCGUCGGAGACGGCCGAGGCUGGUGUUCGGCCCGCCGCGCAGGACGAUGACGGAGAUGACAGAGUGACCCCGCUCUAUGCACUGAACGGUGUCUGGGAAGACGCCGAGGGCCAGACAAUUGAUGGCCGUGCGCUGUUCAGCGACCUCGAAGAGUUUGAAUAUGUUGUGUUGGCGGACGACGACCUGGCGUCGCUCGCUGGGUCUUGGGUUGAUCUGGAGAGUGUACCGGACACGGAUGACGGCAAGUAA